Entamoeba dispar SAW760 is the source of this 1083-nucleotide messenger RNA. RefSeq lists its product as uncharacterized. NCBI's taxonomy places the organism in Eukaryota, Evosea, Mastigamoebida, Endamoebidae. Gene Ontology annotation, biological process: signal transduction. The transcript has a single exon. Gene Ontology annotation, cellular component: cytoplasm. Bases 1 to 1083 code for a protein of 360 amino acids. The record is from RefSeq and is a predicted model, not a curated record. Gene Ontology annotation, molecular function: GTPase activator activity.
AUGAACAUGUUUGAAAUCAAUCAACCUGUGUUUGGGGUCAGCUUAGAAACAGUGAUGUCAUACCAAAAAGAGAAAUACCCUGAAGUUUCAGUUCCAAUAAUUUUCCUUUUAAUGAGAGAUACAGUUAUAGCAUUAAAAGGUGAAACUACUGAAGGAAUUUUUAGAAUUCCAGGUAAACAAGAAGAAGUAGAUGGUUAUAAAGAGUUAUUUAAUCAAGGAAACUAUGAAAUAUAUAAAGAAUGUAGUUGUCAUACAAUUGCUGGACUAUUUAAAUCUUUUGUUAGAGAAUUACCUAGUCCUGUUAUUCCACUAAAUUGUUAUGAUAAAUUUGUUGAUGAACAAACAGUAGAUGAUAUUGAAAAUGAUGUAUCGAAAAUACAACCACUGUUAGAUUGUUUACCACCUAUUAAUAAAGCAAUGACAAUAUUUAUUAUUAAUUUCCUUCAGCUUAUUUCUUCAUAUGAAGAAAAAACAAAAAUGGGGAUUGAUAAUUUAGCAAUGGUCUUCAGUGCUUGUAUGUUAAUUAAUGAUAACAUUGACCCUUUUAGUGCACUAACAAAAACUAAUGUAGCUAAAUCAUGUAUUGCUGCAUUAAUCCGUCAUUUACCAGAAGAUGCAAUGAAACAAGUUAAUAUUUCUAUUGAAGGGUAUACACCAUUAAGUGGUAUAACUCAAGUUGACGUAGAUCCAAUUAUUCAAUACAUUGAAAAUAAACAACUUGAAGAACAAACAAAACUUCAAACAAAAGAACAUCCAAAAGCAUUUGGUUUGUUUCGAAGUCGAGCUCAAAGUCAAUCUAAAAAGAGAGGGUCAAAUGAAGGUCCAACUUUUGCUAGAAGUGUUAGUAAAGAAGGGUUAGCAGUACCAUCAUUUCAAAAUCUUUCUGGAUUUAAUAAUUCUAGCCCUUCACAAGCUUCUCCUCAUAAAAGAGUUACUUCAGUUUGUUUCACUGGUCAAACAGUUAGCAAAUCAAUUGAAAAAGAAACUGAAGCUGAAAAAAAGAAUCAGAUAUGGGAUUUAAAUUUAGCACCACGUGCUUUAGUUAAACCUUCCUUCCUUCUUUCAAAAACAAUUACUGUUUAA